This is a messenger RNA of Daucus carota subsp. sativus, 3161 nucleotides long. RefSeq names its product protein GRIP. NCBI's taxonomy places the organism in Eukaryota, Viridiplantae, Streptophyta, Magnoliopsida, Apiales, Apiaceae. The transcript is spliced from 22 exons. Bases 332 to 2884 code for a protein of 850 amino acids. Gene Ontology annotation, biological process: reciprocal meiotic recombination. The record is from RefSeq and is a predicted model, not a curated record.
ACACGACACUUAACAAUUAGUAUCACUGACACAGUACUUUGGGCAUUAACCUCUUUGCUCCGGUUAAAAAACGAGAGAGAGAGAGACCGAGACCACAGCUCCCGCUCGCGAUCUCUCUCAAUAAAACAAAUAAAAUUAUUGUACUCAACCCUCGCUAGAUAGAUCUGCAGCUUUGAGCAAGUCCUCGUGAAUCAAGCAAUCUACUCAAUUCUCAUCACACUGUUAUCUUUUUCUAAUUCGCCAAUUGAAAGCGAGUUGAUAUGGUAUUAGUUGUUGAAAAAACUUGGGGAAGAUAACAGGGAGGCAUCUCUUUAAUUUAGAGGCUGCAAAAAUGUCAUCUGGCGAAGUUGAAGAUAGUAAGGUGCUGGAAAUGCCGGUAAAAGAUUCCUUAGAUGCUGAUACUGUUGACAUAAAUUAUGAAAACGUUGAACAUCUUCCCAUGAAGAAUGAAAGUCAUGCGGAAGAUGUUAUAAAUGCUGAGGAAAAUCAUACUGCUUCUAGUUGUGAGAAUGAUGCUGGUCUACUCACAGAGAACAAAUAUCUUGUAGAAGAUGCUACAAAAACGGAUAUAAACCCAAUUGUCGCGAAUCAAAAGCAUGAUGCAGAUCUGUCCAAGGAGAAUGGAUUUCAAGAUACUAAACCACAUGAUAUUCAUACGCAAGAUCAACUUCUAGAAAUGGUUUUAGAACUUUCUUUCCAGAUCGAUUACAUGAAAUCUCAAUUUCAUGAGUUAAAUAGAGUCCAGUUGAAUUUUGAUGGUCAUUACCCAUUAGAGAGAGAAAUUCGUCAGGAUGAGGAUGCAAAGACACUAAAUUUAAAGAUAGAUACUCUUAAUAAAGAACUUAUGGAAGAAAGACAAACACGAGGUGCUGCUGAGGAGGCUUUGAAGCAUCUUCGAGCUGUUUAUUCAGAAGCAGAUGCAAAGUCGCAAGAGCUUUCUGCUAAACUCGCUGAAGCUCAACUGAAGAUGGAUGAACAACUAAAAGAGCGAGAUGUUAAGUAUUCUGACCUUGAUUCCAAAUUCAGUAGGCUUCACAAACGUGCUAAACAGCGUAUUCAAGAGGUUCAGAAGGAAAAAGAAGAUAUUGAAGCUCAGUUUCGUGAUGUCAAUGAAAAGUGUGAGAGGGCAUUGUUGCAACAGUCUACUUUGCAGGAGGAACUGGAGCGAACACGCCAACAAACUAAUGAAACACUGAAAGCUAUGGAUAUUGAGAGGCAACAAUUGAGAAGCGCAAACAAUAAGCUUCGAGAUAACCUAGAAGAGUUGCGCCGUUCUCUCCAACCCAAAGAAGAUGCUAUUGGAGCGCUACAAAAUUCAGUCUUAGAAAAAGAACAGCUUUUGGAAAAUAUGCAAGAGCUACUACAAGCAGCCGAAGAGAAAAGAAAAGCUUCGAUGACUGAACUCUCUUCUAAACACCGAAAGCUUGUAGAAAGUUAUGAAGCUCAAGUUGCUGAUAUGAUAUCAGAAAGAAGCAAAGCAACCGAAACUAUCUCUUCUUUGCAGAAAAUGGUUGCAGAGAGGGAGUCAAAAAUUGCAGAUAUGGAUGCAGCUUCAAGCGGUGAAGUAGCGCGACUUAGAGCUGCUAUUGACACUGUGAAGGGAGAACUUGCGCAACUUAAUCAAGAGCAUGAGAAAGAAAAAGAGAGUUGGCAGGCCGCCUCAAAGUCACUCAAUUGGAAGCUGGAGACUGCAGAGAGUAACUGCAUUCGUGCAGAAAUUGAAGCAGCUAAAAUGAAAAGUCUGCUAGAAUCGGAGUUGUCUGCCAAGACUCGAUUGCUAAACACGAGAGACGCUGAGUUACUGACUGCAAAAGAGGAGAUCACGCGGUUGGAUGGUGAAUUUGCAUCUUACAAGGUGCGUGCACAUGCACUUCUUCAAAAAAAGGAUGCCGAGCUGGCUGCUGCAAAAAAUAAUGAACUACUCAAAGAUCAGGAAGAAGCAUUAAAAGAAGCGGAGAAAGAAAUCUUAGCGGUAUCUGCUGAGAGGGAUAAGGCACUUAAUGAUCUAAAGAAUGCUCUGGAUGAUCAUGAUAAGGAACUUUCUUCAAGAGAUUCAGCCCUAUACAAAGCAGAGCAGCAGAUCAAGAACAUGGAAACAAAGCUGAAUUCUCUCCUUUCUAGCCACGCAUCAGAGAAGGCCAAGUGGGAAAAGAACCAGCAAAAUCUAGAGGAAGCUUGGAGAUUGAGAUAUGAAGCAUUGAAGGCUCAAAACCAGCUGGCAUCCAGUGAAAAUCCUCAGAAAGAACUGGAGAACCUUAAGCUGAACUUUAAAAAAUUGAAAGAAGAACAUGACUCAUUUCGUGAUCUCGCUGAUAAAUUGAUUGAAGAGAAAGACACAGAAAUUUCUAGACUUUUGAAUGAUAACAAGAACCUUCAUCAGUCGCUAUCUUCUAAAACAUUGGUCAAUAGCUUUGAUAACCAGAACACAGUUCCACAGAAACAGGAUUCAGCAAGCUUUAGCACCUCAGCUGCAGAACAUCAGAUUCUGAUUCUGGCACGACAACAAGCUCAGAGAGAGGAGGAGCUUGCUCAAUCCCAAAGACACAUUCUUGUACUUCAGGAGGAAAUUGAGGAGCUUGAACGAGAAAAUCGUCUGCACAGCCAACAGGAAGCUAUGUUGAAAGAAGAAGUGCGAAAUAUGGAAAGAAUGCAGAAGAGGGGAGGAGUAGAUAUGACCUACCUUAAAAAUGUUAUCUUAAAGCUUCUUGAAACAGGUGAGGUUGGUGCCCUACUACCAGUGGUUGCAAUGCUCCUUCAGUUUAGUCCAGAAGAGAUGCAAAAGUGUCAACAAGCAUACCGAUCUUCGGCUGAAGUCCAGUCAACCCCAGGAACUGAUGCUACAGGUUCUGGGCUCUCACUUUUUUCACGAUUCUCAUUUUCGUGACACAUAAGAUGAACAGAAUAUAUGUUCUUACAUAGGACCAUCGGCAAGAGCUCUGGACUUGAUAGUUUGAUUGCUUAUGUCAGUACAAAAACAGUUCUCAUUACUUGUAUCUUUUGUACAAAAGGACAUGUGCUUAACAGAACAAUGUAGAGUUGAUUACAGAAGUUAAUAGAACAGAAUAUAGUGUGCCAAUGUCUAGUAGGUGGCCAGACACCAGCGCCAGAAUUUUGUAUUGCUUGUUCCAUAUAUAUAUACAGAGAUGAUACAUUCGUUGUUA